GGUGACUCCUCCAUGGGUCGUGUCAUGUCGUAAUACGUUGAAGUAGAUUUCUCAAGAUAGUAGUAGUGAUGAAGCGACCGACAGGCAACACACAGAGAGAGAGAACAAACACGACUCCAAGAAAAACAAUGAACGCCUCGUAUGAUCCCCGAACAAAACCCCGAUGUGAAACAAAAGUGCCCGCAUCGACAGAAACUGAGCAUCCAAGAAAGCAGCGGCAUCAAAGAACACCGGAAAAGCAGAAUGACAAAAUCCUAACCAGAAGACCGAAAAGCCCAACACAGACGCCGCUAUGUCCUUUUUCAUGAAAAGAGUUGUUCAAAUGCCUGAUGAUAUGGUAGAAAUGAAAGAAUUACCCCUUCGUCUUGCCUCCCCAGGAUUCCACGCAGUGAUACUGUCACCGCUCGAUGCUCCGUCCGUACUU
Dissoconium aciculare CBS 342.82 is the source of this 424-nucleotide messenger RNA. RefSeq lists its product as uncharacterized. The coding region runs from base 69 to 308 and encodes 79 amino acids. The record is from RefSeq and is a predicted model, not a curated record. NCBI's taxonomy places the organism in Eukaryota, Fungi, Ascomycota, Dothideomycetes, Mycosphaerellales, Dissoconiaceae. The transcript has 2 exons.